Cricetulus griseus (Chinese hamster) is the source of this 2065-nucleotide messenger RNA. NCBI's taxonomy places the organism in Eukaryota, Metazoa, Chordata, Mammalia, Rodentia, Cricetidae. The record is from RefSeq and is a predicted model, not a curated record.
ACAGACUAUGGCACAAAUUCCCUCUCUCUGUUAUUCUCCCCUCAACACGUCUUAGGAAAAGCUUGUGUCAAGAGGGGAUUGUUCCUUGAACUUCUGUGUUAGAUUCAGUAAAUCACCUCAGGUGUGAAGAGGCAAAGGCGUCAGUGGUGUGGUCAGAAUACAGUUGCAGAAAAUGGCUGCCGUUUCAACAUAUGGGGGCACGGACACUGGUUCAGAAGGUCGAGAGGGAAAGGUGUGGGGAGAACGAGGCAUGCUGGAUCCCACAACAUUCUGUGGUUUCUAUUAAGUAAAGCUGCUGGGAAACUGAAAUCGUGUUGUGCUAGAGCACGCCGGGUGGGGUUGAAGUUCUUGGAGUCUGCUACAACUCCCUCUUGUCUUUCUGCUCUUGGUGGAACAGUUUCCAGAUUCACUUAAGCUUGUUUGUAAUUAGGCAUUUCUAAGAAAAUAAGAAUAGGAGUGAAGAAAUCGUAAUUUAAUCCUUGAAAGAUUUGCAUCCCAGUAAAAGCAGCUGCCUCUUAGAGCAGAAAGCGCUCAUUUGCCACCGUGGAAAAUAAAAAGGAGACCUCCUUUCAGGCUGAAUUGCAUGCCUACAUACACAUUUCAGUUUGUUUUCAUCAGCACUACCAACACUGACUCUUCAGAGAGCAGAGAUGCUUUGGCAACUGUAUUUAUUUGUGUUUGCUGCCUCCAUGAUUUUUAGUUUUGUAGGAAUCAUUGCAAAUCUGCUUAUUAUAGUGGUCAUUUAUAAGACUUGGAUCAAAAGCCACAGAAUCUCCCCUUCAGACAGGAUCCUGUUCAGCUUGGCCGUCACUAGAUUCCUGACUCUGUGCUUGUUUCUCCUGAACUCUGUCUACAUCACUACAAGUGCUGUAAGGUCAGUCUCCUUCUCCACAGUUUUCCUAUUGUGUUGGAAGUUUCUGGACUCCAACAGUCUCUGGUUAGUGACCUUGCUGAACAGUUUGUAUUGUGUGAAGAUCACUAAUUUCCAGCAGCCAGUGUUUCUUCUCUUAAAAAGGAUGGUCUCUGCAAAGACCUCCAGCCUGCUGCUAGCAUGUCUUCUGAUUUCUGCCUUCACCACACUCCUGUACCUUGUGCUCACACGGAUAUCACGUUUUCAUGAACACGUAACUGGGAGCAAUGACACGGUGUUCGACCUCAGUGAGGGCAUCUUGACAUUGGCAGCCUCCUUGGUCUUGAGCUCACUAUUGCAGUUUAUGCUCAAUGUGACAUUUGCCUCCUUGUUGAUCCAUUCCUUGAGAAGACAUGUGCAGAAGAUGAAGAGAAACACCAGCAGCUUUUGGAAUCCCCAGAUGGAGGCUCACGUGGGUGCCAUGAGGCUGAUGAUCUGUUUCCUCCUGCUCUACAUUCCGUAUUCCAUUGCUGCCCUGCUCUAUCUUCCUUCCUAUGCAAGGAAGAACAUGAGAGCCCAGGCUGUUUGCAUGAUUAUCACUGCUGCUUACCCUCCAGGACACUCUGUCCUCCUCAUCAUCACACAGCAUAAGCUGAAAGCUAAAGCAAAGCAGAUUUUCUGUUUCUAUAAAUAGUGACGUUUCAUUAGGAAAGCUUGACAGUAUCACUUCAUGAUUUGGUUUUGUGUUAGAAAUUUCCCAGUGAUCUAAGGACUUGAUUUUGUCAUCUUCUAUCUGGCAUCCUGACCCUGAUCCUAAGUGCUUGUAUUUUAUCCAAUACUUCAUCCUUUGGCUAAUAUUUUUAAAGUAAAGCACAUUCCUUAAGGAAUUGUAUGGGGCAUUUGUGGAUUUUGCUUGGUCAUUAUUACAUUCUUAGACGAUGGAAAUCACCAUACUGUUCCACUAGCUCCCUAAGUAUAAUGGAAUGUCCCUGAAUGAAGGCCACAUUGUGAAGUACAUGGUUAACACAAACUAGAGAAUUUAACCAAGAAUCCCCGGAGAAGAUAUCACUAAUAGGUAAGCUGUCACUGAGUAGAUUAUUGGCUUGAAGUGUAACAAGGCAGCAGAAAAAGAAAAGGGGGGGGGCUUCAGAGCAAAAGAGAGGCAUUCGCGGGGCAUAGCAGAUAAAGGAUCCUGAUGUUUGUUGAGCUGUUACC